This is a messenger RNA of Phytophthora nicotianae INRA-310, 900 nucleotides long. RefSeq lists its product as hypothetical. The record is from RefSeq and is a predicted model, not a curated record. The coding region runs from base 1 to 900 and encodes 299 amino acids. Gene Ontology annotation, cellular component: membrane. Gene Ontology annotation, biological process: transmembrane transport. NCBI's taxonomy places the organism in Eukaryota, Oomycota, Peronosporomycetes, Peronosporales, Peronosporaceae. Gene Ontology annotation, molecular function: transmembrane transporter activity. The transcript has a single exon.
AUGGACGUGCUCGGCGACACUGAGGAAGGUGCACGUGCUGCCAACCAGUUCCUCGCGUCAGACAAGAUCACUACCGACAUGUACGUCAAGGGCGACGGCAAGACCGGAUUCUUCGAGAACUUCUCCUACUCGUUCAAGACCUACUUCAACAAGUGGGCCAACCUUAAGGUGCUCAUCGGUUGUGCCGCAGCCUGGUUCUUCCUCGACAUCGGUUACUACGGCACGUCACUCAACACGUCGGUGGUGCUCGAAAUCAUCGGCUACGGCAGUCCAUCGUCCACGGGUAACCAGAAGAUCUACGACGACCUGUGGAACCGCUCGGUCGGCACGGCUAUUAUCAACCUCGCGGGUACAGUUCCCGGCUACUGGUUCACGGUCUACUUCGUGGACAAGUGGGGUCGCAAGCCCAUCCAGUACAUGGGUUUCGCGCUGCUGACGCUGCUGUUCCUUUUCAUGGCCAUCUUCUUCAACGAGCUCAAGACCGACAGCACGGCCGUCUUCGUCGUCAUGUACUCGUUCGCACAGUUCUUCUUCAACUUCGGUCCCAACGCUACAACGUUCAUCAUCCCUGCUGAGGUGUUCCCCACGGCGGUGCGCUCCACGGGUCACGGCAUCUCCGCUGCAUCCGGCAAGGUUGGAGCUAUCAUUGCCGCGCAGUGUUUCGCGGUGAUUGCGAAGGGCUCGUUCGGUUUCAAGGGUGUGCUGUACAUCUUCGCUGCGUGCUGCUUCAUGGGUCUGUUGUUCUCGUUCUGGGUGCCGGAGACGAAGAACCUGACGCUGGAGGAGCUGAGUUCUUUGGACAGAGAAGGUAUCGCAAAAGAAGACGACAUCGACCCAAGCUUCAAGGAUAUUGACCAAAACUACAAGGCUGUUCAGACUCCCAAUGCCUCUGUGCAGUAA